Lactuca sativa (garden lettuce) is the source of this 1572-nucleotide messenger RNA. RefSeq names its product F-box protein At4g22280. Lineage: Eukaryota; Viridiplantae; Streptophyta; Magnoliopsida; Asterales; Asteraceae. Gene Ontology annotation, molecular function: protein binding. The record is from RefSeq and is a predicted model, not a curated record.
UCAACAACAAAACCUCCCCUGGACAUUUAAACAGGCAAAAGAAAUCCUAAAACCCCCAAUUCAAAACCCUAGAAUUUUGUUUUGAAUUAGAAUCCCAAUUCUCAUUUCCUCAAAAAAUCGAACUUUGCGCUAUGUCCAAACGGCAUAGGCAUUCGGAAAUCAAAGAAGAACAAGAUAUCAUAAGCACAUUGCCAGACGCACUACUCACACACAUCCUCUCAUUUCUCCCAGAAGCUGAUGCGAAUCGGACACGCAUUUUGUCGAACAGGUGGAAGGACAUCUGGGCGUUUCUCCCAAAUCUCCGUUUCGUUAUGCCCUUUUGUUGGUCAGCUGAAGAAGUGAAGAAAUUUCACGAUUCAGUUGAUCAAGUCAUUGCUGUUCGAGGUGUUAUGCGUACUAAUAGGUUCUAUCUUUACUGUUCAAAGAACUGCGAUUACAAUCGUGUUUAUGAGUGGCUUUGUGCUGUUGUUAAAUUUAAGGUUCAAGAAAUUGAACUUAGGUUUCCCGCUGAUAGAUUUAGGGUUAAGUUCUGUUGGAAUUUGUUUAGGAGUUGCAAUGCACUCGUUGUGUUAACUUUGAGAGGAGAGUUCGUUUUAGAUGUGCCUGAAGAUGAGUUGCUUUUUCCUUGUCUGAAGAAAAUCAAUCUGGUAUCCAUUGUUUAUUCUGGCGAUCAAUCACUAACAAAUCUGAUUUCAGGGUGUCCUGUUUUAGAAGAAUUGUUUGUGGAGAGACAGGUAAUCGGUUCCUCAGACAAUUUGGAGGUUUUUAAGGUCUCAUCGCCUUCUUUAAAGAGAUUAAGGAUAUCAUUUUCACUGUGUGUUCAUGGAGAUUAUAAAGCUGUCAUUGAUGCUCCUAACCUAGAAUACAUGUACAUUGUGGAUGUAAUUUCAGCACACUACACUUUUCCAAAUCCGUUGAUGUCUCUUGUAGAAGUUUACAUGAACACCCCAGCUGUUCGCAAUACUGAAUAUCUUCUUCCAACCCUAUCAUCGGUCAAAUUAUUGACCUUGACUGAUUCAACAUUAACGGCUCUCCACAAUGCGGAUGCUGUAACCAUAGGCAUAUUCGAAAACUUGGUCAAACUUGUGAUUGGACUUGACUCUCGUAUUGGCUGGCUUUUGUUGCCAACUCUUUUUGACAAAAUGCCUAAUCUAGAGCGUAUUACCUUUAUGGAUGGACUUGUACCUUUUCCGCGUGAACAACAUCCAUUUAACAUGAACUGGGACCCACUAUUAGAUCCUCCAGAUUGUUUGCGGCAUAAAAUGAAAGAAAUCAAAAUACUCAACAAAGAAGCUAUCACACAAGAAGAGCUCCCCUUGAUCAGGUACAAAUCUGAGAACUAAUAAAGACAACAAGCAAAUGAUGACACAGCAAGUGUUUGAUAAUCUCAUGUUGAUCUCAUGCUUUAAGAAGAUGAUCAUUUUACGGAAGGUAUUAAUUGUAUUUAUGGGAGAUUUUGUUGAGUGGUUUGCAUGUAAAUAUAUAGUUUAGAAAUGUAAAUGUUUGUAAUAGUCUUUAAUUACAAGUGUAAAACAUGUUGGAUUCUUUUGGGAAUGGAUGACUUUAUGUAAA